AUGACGUCGUACCUUGUCCUUCUUGCCUGCAUGAGCAAGUCUUCUAUUGAGGACUCGGAUGGAAGUAACAAUGAGAGGAAAGAGUGGAACGAAAACCAAGUUGGCGGUUCUGUGCUGCGAAGCUCGCUAAGAAUACGCGAGCGGCGAUUGGCAAAAUUCGCGAAUACUUUAGGAAGUGGAAAGGAAAUUAAAAAGGAUGAGAAUGGGAAAGACACAAAAGGACGAGAGAAAAGACGUACCAACUCAGAUCGAUCAUUGACGUCACGCCGAUCGAGCCCCAGUAGUGGAACUGAAGUCUGCGAUGAACAACCGUCUUCGAAUAGGCAGUCAAUGGAAAUAACGCGGCAACGCCCUCAUUCAUUGCAACUUGGCGCUUCUUCACAAGAGGACACGAAACCGUCAGUUGCAAAGUCGCCUCAUACGAACAAAAAGCGGACCAUGACAAGAGCGCUACCUUCUUUUACAAAUCACCUUAGUCCAUCCAACAAACGAAGAGGGUCCGGAUAUGAUGUUUAGAGCUAUGAUUCUGUGGUUAUAAAGUCUGAUAAUGAGACGUUCCAACCUCGACCCAACGCAGAAGAAAACAUCAAGCCCAUGCGAUGGGACGAUAUAUUAGGCGAAAUCGAUAGAGAAAUAGCCAAACCAAGGCCACCACGUUCGACAUCGAAGAAUAACAACAAAACUGCUGAUUCAUCAGAAUCUCAAGCAGUGCUCGACGAAUCCUACGAGGACUUGCUUUCUAUUGAAAAGGCCAAUGCCGGAUGGUUUGAAGGGGGUCGGAAAUGCCGUAUCGUCAACAAAUCGAUGACACUUCCUAGUACUCUAGUUCCAUUUCUAGGUUCCAGAAAUCAACUCGGGUGCGCAUUUGUAGAUCAUAAAAAAAUCGAAUUUGUGGAUUACAUGGAACUACAAUCUCAGCUUAAGGCAAACAUUUAUUGUAUGGAUUUCUACCGUGUUCUGGUUGUUUCUGAAUGUUAUUCCGACCUCGCACGAAUGCUAGCAGUAGAUUCAGAAGUUCGGCGACUAUCAGGUCUUCUCAUAUGCUCUGUUCCAUAA
Molecule: messenger RNA, 1056 nt
Organism: Angiostrongylus costaricensis
Lineage: Eukaryota; Metazoa; Nematoda; Chromadorea; Rhabditida; Metastrongylidae
Source: the annotation of a GenBank genome assembly